Messenger RNA from Cladophialophora psammophila CBS 110553, 2217 nucleotides. RefSeq lists its product as uncharacterized. Gene Ontology annotation, molecular function: transmembrane transporter activity. Gene Ontology annotation, cellular component: membrane. NCBI's taxonomy places the organism in Eukaryota, Fungi, Ascomycota, Eurotiomycetes, Chaetothyriales, Herpotrichiellaceae. The record is from RefSeq and is a predicted model, not a curated record. Gene Ontology annotation, biological process: transmembrane transport. The coding region runs from base 1 to 2217 and encodes 738 amino acids. The transcript has a single exon.
AUGCCUUCAGGACCGCCGACUGGACCUCCUGGGCCUCCAGGCGGCUGGCUGUUCACUCGCAUGUCAAAACAACAAGAGAUUCUCUUUAACUUGAUGGUGGCAUUCCUUCAACUUAUUCCUCAAUCGACCUUGACGACAGUCUUUCCAGUCAGCCGGGACAUCGCACAGUCUUUCUCGAUAUCGAAUCCUUCGGUACUGCCAUGGCUCGUCGCAGCGUACGCAUUGUCGUUUGGAACAUUCAUCCUAAUAGGAGGACGACUUGGUGACAUAUUCGGGCAUAAGACAAUGGUCGUGAUCGGCUAUUCCUUCCUCAGUUUCUGGAGUGUCGUGGCUGGGCUAAGCCAUUACGCUGGCUAUGAAUUGUUCUUCGUCGCUCGGGGAUUCCAAGGUCUCGGUGCGAGUCUGAUGGUGCCAAAUGGCUUAGCACUGCUGGGCCGAACCUAUCCCCCGGGGUCGAAACAGAAGAUCCUCUCCUUCACUCUGUUUGGUCUUUGUGCACCAGUUGGAGCCUACAUGGGGAUGAUCUUUGGUGCCUUAUUCACCAAGUUUGCAACCUGGUGGUGGAGCUUCUAUACUCUGGCCAUCGUAAGCUGUUUUCUAGCCAUCGCCGCAUCGAGUAUUUUGGUCUCUCCACCACCGACACCAAAGCAGAUGCUACCCGUCAAGGAGAAACUGCGGGAUAUGGACUGGCUUGGGGCUCUCACAGGUGUUGGCGGCCUGGUGUGCGUUCAAGUCUCACUAGUCUCCGCUCCCGCCUCCGGCUGGAGCACACAGUACAUUUUCAUGCUGCUGAUUAUUGGCAUCUUGCUCAUUGUGUUCUUUGUCAUCACCGAAGUCAAAAUCGCUGAACAACCUUUGGUGCCUUUCAAAAUGCUCAAGGCAGAUGUUGGGUUUGUCCUCGGCGCUGUGGCUUGUGGAUGGGCCACCUUUGGAAUAUGGACGUGGUUUCUGUGGAAAUUUCUCCUUGGGAUCAAACAAGAUGCUCCCCUUGAGGCGGCAGUGCAUGUCUUACCAAUCGUCCCUGUCGCCUUGAUUGCCUCAGUGUUGACCGCUUGGAUGAUGCGGAAGUGCUGCCCCUCCUGGACUCUGUUCUGGGCGUUGGUGGCUUUCACAUUCGGGCCGCUCCUUUUGGCCAUCGACUCAAACGUCGACAAGACGGUAUACUGGAGCUGGACGUUCGCCAGCCUCGUUGUCAUGCCUUUUGGCAUGGACAUGUCCUUUCCAGCGGCCACACUGAUCAUGUCCAACUUCUUUCCUCCUCAGCAACAAGGUGUUGCUGGCAGUCUCAUCAGCACCGUGGUCAACUACUCCAUCUCUCUCGGUCUUGGUCUCGCCUCUACUGUUGAAAUUCAUGUAAACAAUUAUGGGCGUGAUCCACUUGCCGGCAUUCGUGGCGGCUGGUUUAUGGCCGUUGGCCUAGGCGGCUUGGGAGUUCUCAUCUGCGUCGUCUUCGUCAUUAAAUCUAUUUUCUAUCCGACUCCGCAGCUACCGCUAGGACCGCCAGGACCGCCAGGACCACCACUUCCAUCAGGUCCAGGCACCAGCAUGCAAAUGGCGCCUCAGGUACCUCCCCGUGAGCGGAACCCAUCACGAGCUGCCACCAUUUCAAGUCUAGCAACUACGGUCGUCCCUGACAGCGCUGGAGCUUUGAGCCCCAAGCAAAGCGAGAUUGAGCUUUUCAAGUCCUUCAACUUCGAAAACAUGCCACCACCGUCGUCCCCGUCGACUCUUACCACGCCGCGAUCCCAAUCAUUCUGCACCUCACCACGUAGUGGCAUCUCAAACUUUUCUCAUCCUGCGUCACCCAUGACCACCAACAUCUCCAAACCACGUCGGAAAUCAAAAGACACUCAACACAGACAUCAUCCCCGCAGUGACAGGAUGGAGCACUCGCAUUCUCGCUCGAGCUCGCAAACGCACUUUGCUGCGCAGACGCCGCCCAACCCGAUGUCUGCACCCCCAAUGCCAGCUGAGCUGGAUGCCGUGUACCGUAUCCGCGGCAGCUUCGAAAGUGAGUACAGUAAUGAAGAGCCAGCACACCGCUGGGAGUGGCCUCCUGCUCGCCGCGACAGUGCUGCUAGAAGACAGGGCGGCGAGCAAUCUGACGACGAGUAUGCCUAUGGCUCGGGAUCUGGAUUCGCGCUACAAGACCUGGACGGGUUCGGGUACGAUGCUCGACCUGUGGUGCCCAGGGGAAUGGUGGGCGAUAGAUUCUGA